CGGUUCAAUCCGCAAAAUGAACUGGACUGGUUUGCAACCAUUAUCUUAACUACCAAGCUGACAAUAUCAGACAAGAUCCAUCCAUUUUCAUUCAUUCAGCUAUGGCCGCUACAUCUUCUGCUUUUCCUAUGCCUCCCUCUCACCACACAGACCAUUGUGUCUCUUCCAAUAAGCAGCCUUCACUCUUCACUCUCUCACCACCACCAAACCCAACUCUCAAAACCCCCACAAUCCGCUCUCGCCUCAGCAAACUCUGUCAACAAGGCCAACCUCAUGUCGCCCGCCAACUGUUCGACACAAUUCCUCGCCCAACUACAGUUCUCUGGAACACUAUCGUUAUCGGCUUCAUCUGUAACAAUAUGCCACUUGAAGCCCUUUUGUUCUAUUCCCACCUUAAAAAUUCAUCUCCUCACACACAAUGUGACUCCUAUACUUAUUCAUCCACGCUUAAAGCUUGUGCUGACACUGGUGACUUAAUGGCUGGCAAAGCUAUUCAUGCACAUUUUAUCCGGGGUUUAACAUACCCCAGUAGAAUUGUGUAUAAUUCCCUUUUGAAUAUGUACUCUACUUGCUUGUGUAACAUGGGUUGCCUUGAUUUUUCUAAGUAUGAUGUAGUGCAUAAGGUUGUUAAGACAAUGCGUAAGCGAGAUGUUGUUGCUUGGAAUACUAUGAUUUCUUGGUAUGUUAAGACUGAGAGAUAUGUAGAAGCAGUUAGGCAGUUUAGGGUCAUGAUGAAAUGGGGAAUUAAACCGAGUCCAGUUAGUUUUGUCAAUGUUUUUCCUGCCAUCUCAAGCGUCGGUGAUUAUGAGACCGCAAAUGUUCUCUAUGGUAUGCUUCUCAAACUGGGAAAUGAAUAUGCAAAUGAUAUGUUUGUUGUGAGUUCAGCAAUAUCCAUGUAUGCUGACCUUGGUUGCAUUGAUAUUAGUAAGAAGGUUUUUGAUACUUGUUUGGAGAAGAAUACAGAAGUCUGGAACACUAUGAUUGGUGGGUAUAUGCAACAUAAUUAUUUCUUUCAAGGAGUUGAUUUGUUUCUUCAAGCUGUUGAAACAGAACAGACUGUUCUAGACGACGUGACCUUUCUCUUAGCUUUAACAGCAAUUUCACAAUUGCAGUGUUUGGACUUGGUUCAACAGAUGCAUGCUUUUGUUAUUAAGAAUCUAAAAGUGUUACCAGUGACAGUACUAAAUGCAAUCAUUGUCAUGUAUUCGAGGUGCAAUGCUGUCCAGGCAUCAUUCAAAGUUUUUGACAAAAUGGCAGAAAGAGAUAUUGUAUCAUGGAAUACCAUGAUUUCUGGUUUAAUACAGAAUGGAUUAGAUGAUGAAGGGGUGAUGCUUGUGUAUGAGAUGCAGAAGCAGGGGUUCACAAUUGAUUAUGUGACAGUAACUUCUCUACUAUCUGCAGCAUCUAAUCUCAGAAACAAAGAAAUUGGAAAGCAGACCCAUGCAUAUUUACUAAGGCAUUGCAUACAAUUUGAUGGCAUGGACAAUUAUCUCAUAGAUAUGUAUGCAAAAUCUGGUUCGAUCAGAAUGUCAGAGUGCAUUUUUGAAAAGAAUGAUGUCCAAGGAAGAGAUCAAGCCACUUGGAAUGCCAUGAUUUCUGGUUACACGCAGAAUGUUUUGAUUGAACAAGCUUUUGUUACCUUCAGACAGAUGCUUGAGAAAAACCUAAGGCCUAAUGCUGUGACCUUAGCAUCCAUGCUUCGAGCUUGUAGUUCAUUGGGAAGCAUAGAUUUGGGGAAACAGAUCCAUGGCGCCUCUAUUCGGUACUUAUUGGACCAAAAUAUCUUUGUGAGAACUGCCCUUGUUGACAUGUACUCUAAAUCAGGUGCGAUAAAGUAUGCCGAAACUGUUUUUAUCCAAUCAUCUGAGAAAACUUCUGUCACAUACACGACAAUGAUAUCAGGUUAUGGUCAACAUGGGAUGGGAAAUAGAGCUCUCUCAUUGUUUCAUUCGAUGAAUAAAUCAGGCAUCCAACCUGAUGCAAUCACAUUUGUCGCAGUCUUGUCAGCUUGCAGUUAUGCUGGUUUGGUUGAUGAAGGUCUUCAAAUAUUUGAGUCAAUGAAGAGAGACUUUAAGAUUCAACCUUCAACUGAGCACUACUGCUGUGUUACAGAUAUGUUGGGAAGAGUUGGGAGAGUCUUUGAAGCAUAUGAGUUUGUUAAACAACUAGGCGAAGAUGGAAAUGUGAUGGAAGUAUGGGGAUCACUUCUUGGGGCUUGUAGACUCCAUGGACAUAUUGAUUUGGGAGAGAAGGUUGCCACUAGAUUACUUGAUUUGCACAAAUUGGACCGCAUGGCAGGGUAUCAUGUUUUGCUUUCCAAUAUGUAUGCGGAAGACGCAAACUGGGAAAAUGUUAAUAAAUUGAGGAAAGAAAUGAGGGAGAAGGGGAUGCAAAAGCAAGUUGGCUCUAGUUGGCUUUAUAUAGGAGGUCGUGCGGUACGUUUUGUGUCUAAUGACAAUGAUCACCCUCAAUGUGAUGAGAUAUACACAUUGUUGGAAAGAUUGACCAUGGAGAUCAAAGAUAACCAUCACAGUACUUGUCCUAGGUCUUUGUUUAACAUAAGAUGAAGCUGGCAGAUGAAUAACAUAUAUUAAUCCGAAGAGCGAAAGAGUCCAGUCCCUGGUCUAGGACUUGUCCAUGAGCAGAAGUAGAUUUCCUCAUCUGUUGAGCACUUAGCAGUAAUUGUGUGGAUCUCUGUUUUAUGGUCUCUUACUGCGUAUAGAAGAUGUCUAAGCAUGAGCACUUAGAAGAUGUCUAAGCAUGAGUAAUCCAGAUCCUGCAGGGAUUUGCAGCGGGUGCUAUUUUAGCUACCGGAUUUAUUCAUAUACUUCCCGAUGCUUUUGAAAGCUUGUCAUCUUCGUGCAUCGGUGAUAAUGCAUGGAACCACUUUCCAUUUCCUGGCUUCAUCGCAAUGCUUU
Mercurialis annua (annual mercury) is the source of this 2918-nucleotide messenger RNA. RefSeq names its product pentatricopeptide repeat-containing protein At3g22150, chloroplastic. The record is from RefSeq and is a predicted model, not a curated record. Gene Ontology annotation, biological process: RNA modification. Gene Ontology annotation, molecular function: RNA binding; protein binding. The transcript is spliced from 3 exons. Bases 102 to 2567 code for a protein of 821 amino acids. NCBI's taxonomy places the organism in Eukaryota, Viridiplantae, Streptophyta, Magnoliopsida, Malpighiales, Euphorbiaceae.